Molecule: messenger RNA, 2197 nt
Organism: Prunus persica (peach)
Lineage: Eukaryota; Viridiplantae; Streptophyta; Magnoliopsida; Rosales; Rosaceae
Product: UDP-glycosyltransferase 74E2
Exons: 2
Coding region: 757-2100 (447 amino acids)
Molecular function (GO): UDP-glycosyltransferase activity
Source: RefSeq, a predicted model, not a curated record
UUGCUUAACAAAAACAGUGUUACAAAAUCACCCAGAAAAGCGCAGUUAAUAAUAGCAAGAGUUUCACCUAUGAAAGAGAAAAUGGGCCAAAUUCAUAGGAGGAAACAGUCAAUUGUCAUUUAUGACAACUUUGGCUGAUCCGAAAAGCCAUCCAAUUUAAUUUCCAGCACUAUUUAAACUGAAAUAAUUGAAGGAAAGAAAAAGAAAAAAAAAAAAAGUAGAGACACAUUACGCUGUACAAAGAAAAUUGAGAAAAGACAAAAAAAAGAGCCAAUGAAAGAAAAUCCACAUAAGGCUUGGUGAUGCUGCUGUUUUCUUGAAAUAUGGCAUCAAUCAAUGAAAGGUUCGGAUUACCCAUAUUGCCCUCCUUCAAAACAGAACAGAAACUGCUCUGUACUCCCUCAAUUACAGGUAUCUUCUCAUGCCUCUUUGGUUGAAGCUGUUCUGCACUCUCCUGCUCGCAUGUCAUGUCAAGUUCGGGUUAGGAUGAUUUUUUCCAUUCUCUAUUUUCAUGGUCUAGGGCUUUAAGAAAUAGUGGGGUGUUGGUUUGGCUAAGAAAUAAGUCUUGAAUUAGGUACUAGUUGUAGAAAUCGUUGCAAUUUGAUGAUGAGAGAAAUUGAGAAACAAGUCUGGAUCUUGACUUCGAGGGAAAACAAGUUUGAGAAAGAAAAAUAAAAGAUAAAUUUUGAGUCAAGUCUGGAAGUUCCCUUCAAUUAUUCACUUCUUAUCCUCACAGCAAAAAGUACAACAAUACCAAUGCUCCAUAUACUUGUGGUUCCUCUUCCUCUCCAAGGCCACAUAAACCCAAUGUUCCAAUUCUCAAAACGCUUAGCAUCCAAAGGUUUAAGGGUGACACUUGUCACCAUCUCCUCUGACACUCAUCAUGAGCCCAUAGAAACCCAAUUGAGCUUGGUCAAGAUUGAGUCAAUUUAUGCUGCAUCUGAAGAAGCAGACAAGAUUAAUGCAGAGAACAAGAUGCAGUGGCUCCAAAACAUUUUGUCAAAAAGAUUACCUGAGCUGAUUUCAAAGCAAGAGAGCAUUGGGUACCCAAUUAGCUGCAUUAUCUAUGACUCAGCCAUGACAUGGGCUCUGGACAUGGCCAAAGGGCUAGGCAUUGCUGGGGCUUCAUUUUUCACUCACUCUUGUGCUGUUGGAACCGUGUACUGUAAUGUGCACCAAGGGGUGCUUAGUGUUCCUCUGAAAGAGGGUCCAAUUUUACUACCUGGGUUGCCACUACUUGAGCCUCAUGACCUGCCGUCUUUCAUCUAUGAUCCAGGCUCCUACCCCUCCUUUUUAAAGUUGGUGGUUGGCAGGUUUUCAAAUAUCACUGAUGCUGAUUGGAUCUUCUGGAACAGUUUUGAUUGCUUGGAACAAGAGGUGGUGAGCUGGAUGAGAACAAGAUUGCCAAUCAAGACAAUAGGGCCAACCCUUCCAUCAAUGUACCUAGACAAAAGGUUAGAAGAUGACAGAGACUAUGGUUUCAACCUUUUCACACCCAACAUUGACACUUGCAUCAAGUGGUUAGAAUCAAAAGAUACAGGCACAGUGGUGUAUGUAUCGUUUGGAAGCAUGGCUAACCUAGAAGAAAAGCAGAUGCAGGAGCUAGCAUUGGGCCUAAAAAGGAGCAAAACCAACUUCUUGUGGGUAGUCAGAGAAUCAGAAAUUCAAAAGCUUCCUAGCAAUUUCGAAGAGCAAACAUCAGAGAAGGGUUUGGUUGUGAAUUGGUGCCCUCAACUGCAAGUUUUGGCUCACAAGGCCGUUGGUUGCUUCAUGACACAUUGUGGGUGGAACUCUACACUUGAGGCAUUGAGCUCAGGGGUGCCAAUGGUGGCAAUGCCACAGUGGACUGACCAAUUGACAAAUGCUAAGUUUGUGGAAGAUGAAUGGAAAGUUGGAGUGAGGGUCAAGGUUGACCAAAUGGGAAUUGUCACUAAAGAAGAAAUAGAAAGAUGCAUAGCACAAGUCAUGGAAGGAGAGAGAGGGAAUGAGAUUAAAAGGAAUUCAAUGAGAUGGAGAGAAUUGGCUAAGGAGGCUGUGGCGGAAGGUGGAAGCUCUGAUAAGAACAUUGAGGAAUUUGUAGCAGCUCUCUUAUGUAAAUAAACAUAGGUUUGUGGGAGGAAGUAUUAAUGUUUAUGUUGUGAAACUAUCGACUUGAACUACACAUUUAAAUAAGAAUCUACUAUUUGAUUCCAUAUCA